This is a messenger RNA of Malaclemys terrapin pileata, 2081 nucleotides long. It is a transcript of the gene LRRC74A, whose product is annotated as leucine rich repeat containing 74A. The record is from RefSeq and is a predicted model, not a curated record. The transcript is spliced from 13 exons. Gene Ontology annotation, molecular function: protein binding; calcium ion binding. Bases 78 to 2081 code for a protein of 667 amino acids. Lineage: Eukaryota; Metazoa; Chordata; Testudines; Emydidae.
UUCAGUGAAGGGAGAAAAAGGUUCUCUCUGCAGUGUCUUGUGGGGUGUUGCGUAUGCUUUAAGUUUGCAUUCACAGAAUGAAGCAGAUCAGUUUCAUUCCAGACCAGAAUGAGGAUAUGUCUGAGGGCAGCCUGUCUGUGGAAUCCCUGUUUCUUGCUGACCAAUCCAACAGCCCAGCAGAGGAAAAGAUGAGAGCAGAUAGCUCUGACACAGACCUAGAGAUUGAAGAUACCGAGAGGUCCUUUGCAACCAUGAAGGGUGCAGAGCUAUAUCUAGAAGCUUGCAAACUGGUGGGGGUGGUGCCUGUCUCUUACUUCCUUCGGAACAUGGAGGAGCCUUACAUGAACCUGAACCAUCAUGGUCUAGGACCCCAAGGUGCCAAAGCCAUUGCCAUCGCACUGGUGUCCAACACAACCAUCACUCAUCUGGAGCUGGAAGAUAACUGGAUCCUGGCUGAAGGAGUCAUGUGUCUGGUACAGAUGCUGCGAGAGAACUGCUACAUUCAAGAGCUGAACAUCUCCAAUAAUCACAUUGGCACAGAAGGAGCGGAAGCCAUCUCCAGGAUGUUCCUGGAUAAUAUUUCUAGUCUCCGGGCUGUUCAGCUCUCAGGAAACAACUUUAGGGAGGAAACUGCACAGUACUUUGCCGAGGCACUAGUGGGCAAUUACCGAGUGAAGGAGCUGGACCUCAGCCACAAUGAGUUCUCUGAGAAGGGAGGAGAGCAUCUGGGACAGAUGUUGGCCAACAAUGAAGCACUGGAGUUUCUGAACCUGAGCUGGAACCACUUGCGGAUGAAGGGGGCUGUGGCACUGGGUGCUGGUCUCAGAGUCAAUGGAACGCUGAAGAUACUUGACCUCUCAUGGAAUGGCUUUGGGAAUGAAGGGGCUCUGGCCCUUGGAGAAGCUCUCAAACUUAACAACAUUCUGGUCCAACUGGACAUCAGCAGCAACCAUAUCAACAAUGAAGGGGCUGGGAAGCUGGCCAAGGGGCUAGAGGUCAAUGGAAAUCUCAAAAUCCUGAAGCUGUCUCAUAAUCCCCUAACUGUAGAGGGUGCCAUUGCGCUUGUCACAUCCAUCAGGAAGAAUCCAAAAUCCAAGAUGGAAGAGAUCAACAUCUCAAAUGUGCUUGUGAAUGGAAGCUUCCUCAAGCUGCUGGACGUGGUGUGUCAGGUGCACCCUGAAUUAGAUGUCAUCUAUGGUGGGGUUCGAGGCUUCAUCUCCAAGAAGCCUGAACAGCGUCCAGACCCCAUGAUGCUGAUUCAGAAAUACUUGGAUGAGCGCAAGUUGAGACUCUGGGAUUUCUUUAGAAACAUGGACAAAAACGGAAGUAUGAAGAUCCCUGUGGCAGAAUUCCGGAAAGCCAUGAUGCAGCAAUCAAGAAUUCCACUAGAUCGAGCCCAGAUUGGAGAACUGGUGCACAAAUUGGACCGGCACCGGACAGGAAUGGUGGAUUACAGGAGCCUGGUGGACACACAGAAGCAGAUGGUACAAGACCAGCGGUGGCAGCUAAAGAGGGAAGAGUCACGGCAGAAGAAGGAGAAGCACAAGAGUGAGAGAGUGCUGCAGACUUUCAAGAGUGCCGUGGAAAUGGUCACAUCACGCAGUUCCCUGGUGAUGUGUUCUGGCCAGAAGCCACUGGCACUGCCCAAGUCUGACCCUGCCCACUUCUCAACCACUUCUCUCAGCUCAUGGUGCCAACCAGCCAUCACCGGGGAAUCCACAAGCAGCCAGAACUCUGCUGAGCCAGCAUUCAAUGAGCAAAAGGGCCCUUCCAACCAUCAGCUGUCCCAGAGUGAACCACAUUCAGCCUCAUGGGGCAUGUCAACCUCUGAUCUGGAAGUGAAAUUUUACUCCCAGCCCAACGUCAGCAUCUCAGAAGCCCAAACCCACUCCCAGUACAGCAUAGCAACCUCCGACCUGGAAACAUACUCCAAGGCCCAGUCUAGUGACAAUGCCAUUUCUUACAGGGUGAUGCCAUGGGAGACCAGAAGUUCUGCUCACGAGUCCCACUACUUGGCCAGGAACUGCCAUGCUGCCUCAUCACCACAGAAGCAUGGGCACAGUGCUAAGUCAUCCAAAUGA